Molecule: messenger RNA, 903 nt
Organism: Drosophila bipectinata
Lineage: Eukaryota; Metazoa; Arthropoda; Insecta; Diptera; Drosophilidae
Source: RefSeq, a predicted model, not a curated record
CCACAUUGGGGUUGAUUGGAGUUGGGAGUAGCACAAUAAAAUUUGUUUGUAUUGACAUCGCGUGCAGUUUCUUCUUUUUAAACAAAUUAUACAGAGUUAUACAGAGUUUGGGUAAAAAAUGGAGGACAGUGGCAUUGAUAGCGAGGACAGGCAGUCCAACAUAUACGAGGAUGGUGCUGCUGGCCUGCUGAAAACGGCCAGCGGAGCCCCCAAGCAUAUGUCGGAUCUGGAGUUUGAGGUGGCGUUUAGGGGUGCCGGCAAGGUGUAUGCCCCCACGACCAUAGAAAUCGAUGAGGAGGAAGCGGCCGCCGGUCGAGGCCACGAGCCACCCAACACCUGCCGCAUACUGCAGCGAAAACUGGAGCUGAAGGUCGAGCGCGCUCGAAGGAACUACACCCAGUUCCAAGAAGAGCAGGUACGAUAAUGACUUUUAAUUUCGCAGGCUACAAAGACACAGUCGUCCACCUUGAUACCCAUCAAUCGACUGCCCAUUCCUGGCGAGCCCGAGCACAAGCCUCUGGUUGAUUACAAGUCUGAGAGCAGCGACGAGGCGGAGGAGAUAUCCUUCUUUCCGGCCCAGCUGAAGCGAUCCAAGCGCCGCCAGCAAAACCACGAACUGACCGACACGUUCAGCAUACAGGAAAUGACCAUCGACUCGGAUCUGGAGUCGGAUGACAGUGCCGGCACCCAGAAUCUCGAGCUUCUGCUGCCGUCCAUGAAGUCCACCAUUCUCGACAAGUUCCGGAGCUGCUUCGGCUGCUGGCGGCGGAGGUAAUGCCACGCGGAUCGGGAGCAUAUCAGGCGGAUCAAGCACAAAUCACGUUAUUGACAGGCACUAGCAAACUACGUACUUAAUAAUAAACUCCAUUGCCACUACAGAGCUGUAAACAUAGAUUUAUUUGG